Molecule: messenger RNA, 2475 nt
Organism: Ectocarpus sp. CCAP 1310/34
Lineage: Eukaryota; Phaeophyceae; Ectocarpales; Ectocarpaceae
Source: the annotation of a GenBank genome assembly
AUGUACGCUUCGCGACCAGUUAUCGAGGGAACCAACUUGGACGUGAACUUGCGACAAGCCGUGAACCACUUCGAGUUCAACGACACACUUGUCUCGAAGAAGGGCCUUUGGCAAAGCCUUCGCGGCUACUGUGCCUCCGAGGGCCAAUCCGUUACCGGGAUCGUUCCGCAGACCUUCUACCUUUCGGGCGGUGCCGUGCGGUCUUCGAAAGCCCCCGGCGAUCCUCCCGGCAGAGACCCCGACCUCGGUAGCGCGAGCGGCGUACAAGACGAUGUCGGCGACGACCGCGCGGAGUUUCUUGCCGCCUGUGCAGCAACGGGGGACCCAUCCGGAGCUUCUUCUUCGACGACAAUCCCAGCGCAAGAGCCUCCUCCUCCAUCGUUGGCACAGACCUCUCCUUCACAGCAAAGAACGGCAGAGACGUCAUCAGUCAUGCAGGCAAUGCCAAUUUCGACAGUGCCACCGGACACGGCGGUCGAAGACGUAGUGCUCACCGGCGGCGGCUGCGCCUCUCCCCCGAUAGGCAGGGUUGCGCGAUCGGUGCCGGGUUGUAAAACGAACAUGGUCGCUACCGUGGCGGGAGAAAAGGUGCCGAAAGUAGCAGUGACGUCCGAAACGGAUUUCUCCGGUCAUGAUCCCGCCGAAUCGUGCCCGCCGCACACGGUAGUGCGAUCGGCGUCGCCCGCUCCGCCUCCCCUGUCGCCAAGACCUUUCGCGCAAACCCCGAAGGACAAAGUUUCUCUGGAAAAACGUCCAGAGGACGAGGAAUGUCCAGAGAACGUGUCAAGCUCACCGUUGCCAUCCGAUGACGUUACCGCACAAGAUAACUGCGUCGACCCCGUCAGCAAUUGCUCGGAGUCUCUCGGUGCCGCUGCGGAAUCGAGCACGGUCAGAUCGGGGAAUGGGAGAAACAGUCCAAUCCCUCGGGUUGGCACAGCGACAGCAACGAAGAUGGAUGAAGUAGAAGGGAAUGAGGGACGUUCCGUGAACUCAUUGGCGAGAAAUGGAGGUGGAGGAAGAGGAGGAGGAGAAAGAGCAGGUUCCACAAACGGGUCAGAAGAUCAAACUCCAAAGGGUAGCACUAGAGGCGGCAUUCCGAUUGUGAAGGACACCCACGACACCGAUAGCAUCGAUCUUACCGUGGGUGAUUCGAGCACCGGCAACGGCAUCAAGUCAGACGGAGCAGGGAAGAACAGACACAGGGGCAGCAGCGAUGUGGAUCCAGAGACGUCGGCCGGGAGCAUGCCGACGUGGGUGGUCAAGCCGGCCGCGAACUCAAACUGUGGCUUUGGGAUACAAGUUUGUUGUUCCCGUGAGCUUCUUCCGUCCAACAUCAGCGAAAGCGUUACUGCUGCCAGUUCCGCCAACCGUUGCCCACUUGGCCUCCCCCGCCCGCCUGAUUUUCUUGCGUCCCAGGACGUCUUGGGCAUCGUAGACGCCACGGACAACAAAGCUGGGCGUAGUGGGUGGGUCGUGCAGCGAUACAUCGAACGACCGCUGUUGGUCCGAGGCCGAAAGUUCGACAUCCGUCUCUUCGUCCUGGUCGUUGCCGACCCGUCCACGCGGGCCUGGCGAAGACGAUCGAAGCCAUUUCGGCAACAACAAACACCCAGAGGCCAUGCUAGCAAAGGUACGGCUAGGACAUCUUCGGGUACGAAGAGCCCGCUGUCGGGGAAGGUUGGAAGUGUUGAGAAGCAAGGAGAGCCGAAGGCGGCACCUGCCAAUGGCAGCAGCGUCUUCGGCGGUGGCGGCGUGUCAUCACCUCCGCCUCCCUGUCCGUUGAGGGCGUGGUGUCACCAAGAUGCCUACGUACGAACCAGCUCGGUGAGGUACACCAAUCACCCGAGCAAGGUGAAAGACCGGUUUGUCCACCUGACGAACAACGCUGUUCAGCGUCAGAGCCCUAGCUAUGGCCAAGACGAGCCCGGAAACAAGCUCACCUUAGCUGACCUACAGGAUUGGCUCGACGGAGAUGGGUCGACUCACAAGGGGAAGGCUUUCGGGUGGGUUGAGCAAACUCUCCGGCCACGGAUGCACUCGAUGGUAGCGACUUCCGUCGCCGCGGCUUCACAGGCGGGGAUAAACAGGCGAGGCCGUCCGUACGCAUUCGAACUCCUCGGUUACGACUUCAUGGUUGACGAUGAUCUUCGAGUCUACCUCAUUGAGAAAGAAGCAGGUGUGAAUAUCAUUCGGGAGCCACGUGUCUGGUCUCUCGCGUAUCUACCCAUUGUAGGCGCCCUCCAAACACUAAUACGGCCAAUUUCGACGCAGGUAAAUUCCAACCCGUGCCUGGAGUUCGUGUGCCCCUUGCUUCAAGGUAUGAUCGUCCGGGUUAUCGAUGACACCCUCAGCAUCGCCCUCGACUCCGUGUUUCGUCCCCCGGAAAAGCACCGAACGGCUGCAGCGGCAGGUCUUGGGGGAAACGCAGAGGCGGCGGGCGCUGGGUAUUCACUAGUGUAUCCCGCGGUGCAAUAA